Messenger RNA from Drosophila willistoni, 601 nucleotides. Its product is annotated as keratin-associated protein 19-2. The transcript is spliced from 2 exons. NCBI's taxonomy places the organism in Eukaryota, Metazoa, Arthropoda, Insecta, Diptera, Drosophilidae. The record is from RefSeq and is a predicted model, not a curated record. The coding region runs from base 189 to 533 and encodes 114 amino acids.
UGCAUUCAAUAUCCAUUGUUGCUGUUGUUGCUUUGCAUAAUUGCAAACUGUAGCAAGCCAAGUCCAUGUCGAAGUCGUCGUCCGACUGACUAUAAAAACUCAGCUCCCGCAUAGAGAAGACAACAAAUCAAGUUUGUCUCUUAACAGUGUUGAGUUAAAACCAAGUAACGUAGCUUAAUAUCCUCAUUAUGAAGUGCCUGUGCGUUUUUGUUAUUGUGGCCAUUUGCUUAUUCCACAUUUGCUUAGCUGCCGUUGGUGAGCCGUCGCCGGCUGAGGAUCAACCUCAAUCGCUGUCCUCCGGCGGUGUUAUUGGUGAUGAAAAGAAGACCGAGAAACGUGGAAUUUAUGGAUUCGGCUAUGGUCAUCAUCAUGGAGGUUAUGGCUAUGGCGGCUAUGGUCAUGGAGGCUAUGGCGAUUUCGGUUAUGGAAGUCCCUAUUAUGGCGGUUAUGGCUAUGUGGCCCAUGCCUCACCCUACUAUGGUCACCACGGUUUCUAUCCGUAUCAUCAUCACGGUCAUUAUGGCAUCUAUUAAAAUUAGAUCAGCCACAUCUGUCAAACAUUAACAUAUGUAUAUACAUAUUCAUUGCCACAAUCAUGCAU